This is a messenger RNA of Neodiprion fabricii, 1931 nucleotides long. It is a transcript of the gene SelR, whose product is annotated as methionine-R-sulfoxide reductase B1. Bases 319 to 768 code for a protein of 149 amino acids. Gene Ontology annotation, molecular function: peptide-methionine (R)-S-oxide reductase activity. Gene Ontology annotation, biological process: protein repair; response to oxidative stress. The transcript is spliced from 3 exons. The record is from RefSeq and is a predicted model, not a curated record. Lineage: Eukaryota; Metazoa; Arthropoda; Insecta; Hymenoptera; Diprionidae. Gene Ontology annotation, cellular component: cytoplasm.
GGAUUGGAUUCCGAAUCAUGGGACACCUUAUUCGUAUGGAGCGGUGACCCUCCAACGUUAUUUGUUCAACGAUUCACGAUUGCAAUAAAAAAAGCAGCGGCGUAGUCAACGGCGCUUUACAUCAGCGGUGUGCCCACUGAUAGGUGUGCGAUGAAUGUAUUCAUGGCCUACGAAUUCAGUUCUGUUCAGUUCGAAGUGACGUCUCCGAUAGUCCGCACUUACGUACAUUCCUGAGGCCCUUUUAGUGGAUUAUUCAUGCUAUAUAUUUGAGACGGACAUCGUUAAUUUUUACGCAACAUUUUAGGCGUUGCUACCAAAAUGACGACGGAAAUUGACAAGGAUGAGCUCAAGAAGCGUUUAACACCUAUCCAGUGGCAUGUGACCCAAGAAAAAGGCACCGAAAGGCCUUUCACUGGCACUUAUAAUAAAUUCUAUGAAAGAGGAACAUAUACUUGUGUCGUAUGCGAUCAGGAACUGUUUUCCUCUGAGACGAAAUAUGAUAGUGGUUGCGGCUGGCCAGCAUUCAAUGAGGUUUUAGACCAAGGUCGAGUUAAACUAACUAAAGACACAACUCAUGUCGGUGGCAAUCUACUACUGCUGAUCGCAAACCCAGAUAUGGUGCGGACUGAAGUGACCUGCUCAACUUGUGGAUCACAUUUGGGCCACGUAUUUAAUGACGGUCCGAAACCAACAAGAAAACGAUUUUGCAUCAACUCUGCUUCUAUCAGCUUCCAUGCAGCCGGUGAUAAGAAAAAAUCUGAUUCCUAAUUGGUGAAGAAACCAAUGCUCGUUGCUGCAGGUGGAUAGGAAAACUUUCAUCAUCCAUCGACGUUCGCAUGACAUUAAAAAAACGUGACUAAGUAUCAAUAAAUCAAUAUUGCGAGAUAUAAUAUAAGAACUUUUCCGUUGAUAUCAUAUACAAAACGAGAUAAAUAAAAUGUUGAUUCAUUUUUUGACUUUUAGCAAGGAUGUUCCUUAACUAACAUAUUCUUUUUUUUUUGGCCUGAUAUUAAAGUAAAUAGGAAGCUGCUGCGCCAAUUUUUACCAGAUGAAUGACUAACAAGAAUAUUCAUUGUCUUUAAUAUUGAAUGACAAUCAACUGGCAAUGUUUCAGUCUAUAAUUUCCUAUAGGAUUUGCAUUAUGAAAUUGGGUAUAUAUCUUGUUCCACUCUACUUAAGAUUAAUAUUUUCUUUUGAUUGACCAUACUUGAGUCUAAAAAUGUUGAGUAGCGUUGUGACGGCACUGAUGACUAGCAGCUGAGCAACUCAAAUGUAUCCGCCUGAUCCUUUGGUAAAAUGGUUCGACUGCUAGUUUCACCUGCUAGUUCCGACAUCAUAAAAUUACAUACAAAUUAUAUUUAUAAACAAAUGCCCAGGUUUUCAAACCCACCUCUGCAACUGUUAUAUUUUUGUACAUUCUACGAUUAGUAAGCAAGUGCUUAACUCUCCUUCUCGAAAUGUAUAUUUCAAUUGCUGAAAUCUUGCACAAUUUAUAUGUCAGAUAUGUCAAACGCAGAUUGGGAAUAUCAAUGUAUUCAGCUGACCUUGAUAACUUAUUGAAUAGAAUACAUAGAAUGCAAAAAAUUUCAAAUUUCUUUAAUAAGAAAUCAUUAUUAUUUUGGUAUGGCAAUGGAAAUAUAAAAUUAAAAAUUAUUUUUAUAAAUAAAUAUACUAACCAUUCUGUGAAAUGUUAUUGAUUAACAAUUUAAUAUAUAUAUGCAAUUGGAAAUCUGAACAGAAAAAUUAUUUGAAGAAUUAUAAGUCACAAAUAUUGUAAAUAUUUUAUAAAGAUAUGAAAUUCAGAUUAAUAUACUCAAUUAGGCAAACAAAUAUUAGUUAUGCAUAUAACCAUAAUCUGUAGUCACACCGUCAUAUGUAACAAAUAUGUUAUUAACACAAGAAAAAUUAAUAAAUUGGUUGUAUAAAAUGCA